AUGGCGAGUGCAACGCUUAUUGCUCUCUUCCUUCUUUCAGCCCUAACCUUCUACGCUCCUUCAACCACCGCUCGAUUUGUCAAGGACGUGGAUGGUAACAUCGUUAAAAAUGGUGGCAGAUUCUAUAUAUUGCCGUCACUUAUAGGAGCCCUCGAAGGUGGAGUUCGACUAAGUCAAACAGAUAACGAACCUUUCCCUCUCUCUGUUGUGCUUUCUCCCUUCAAGGAUGAUAAAGGGCUUCCGGUUACCAUUUCAGCCCUAAUCCCAACCACAUAUCUCCAUGAAGGUCCUGUGUUCCUUAGCUUCGAAUAUACUCCUGAGUGGACUGCCGUUCCGGGUUUUCCUGAAGUUAACGUUUUGGACUGCCGUUCCAAAACAGUGUUGAAAAAGGAUAUGUUUAUACAAACUUGA
Molecule: messenger RNA, 411 nt
Organism: Vigna radiata var. radiata (mung bean)
Lineage: Eukaryota; Viridiplantae; Streptophyta; Magnoliopsida; Fabales; Fabaceae
Product: chymotrypsin inhibitor 3-like
Exons: 1
Coding region: 1-411 (136 amino acids)
Molecular function (GO): endopeptidase inhibitor activity
Source: RefSeq, a predicted model, not a curated record